UUGAGUCUCGUGACUCGGCACCACCACGCGGCCUCCACGAAGAAUAAAAUCGUGUGCAAGUAUUUUCCAAAUAUUCAUUAUUCCCCAGUGAAUAAUUAAUUUAUUAACGCGCGUGAGGGGUGACACCAGUAGCCAUGGAUGCAGAGGCAUUCCUGGACAUGGCCAAUCAGGUCAUAAAACUCAAAAUGUUUCCUUAUUUCGAUAUUGCACACGAUGUUCUAAGUGCACUGCAAGUUAGAGAGGAUUUGGGACCCGGCGCCCAAGCAUUCUCGCGGAAACAUCCGCUGUCAUGCUGGCUCUCAACGAUGCUCGUGGUAUUUGCUGGAGGAAUGUUAUGCAAUGGAUUACUUGGAGAACCGAUACUUGCACCCUUAAAAAAUACCCAACAAGUGCUAUUAGCGACCGCAGUCUGGUAUUUUAUUUUCUACAUGCCGUUCGAUAUCGGAUACAAAUUAGCGAAAUUUCUUCCUAUUAAAAUAGUCUGCUCUGCCAUGAAAGAAAUUUACAGGUGUAAGAAAGUCUAUGAUGGUGUAACACACGCUGCCAAACUCUACCCUAACGCAUACCUCAUUAUGAUUUUAAUUGGAACACUUAAAGGCAAUGGAGCUGGUUUCACGAAAUUAUUUGAACGUCUUAUUCGAGGAGUCUGGACUCCAACAGCAAUGGAAUUCAUGCAGCCAAGUCCCUAUACCAAGGCAUCCCUCGUAGCCUCGAUUAUUUUCGUUCUGGACAAAAAGACUGACAUAAUUUCAGCACCCCAUGCACUCGUAUACUUUGGAAUAGUCAUAUUCUUUGUAUACUUCAAAUUAUCAUCAAUUCUUCUCAAUAUUCACGAUCCUUUCAUCCCCUUCGAGAACCUGUUCGGUAAUUUAUUUCUGGGUGGAUUGAUCGACUGGAUGGCAAAAUUCUCGGGUCGUGGUCAAGCAAAGGACGAGAAAACUGACGCCAAAAAAACUAAUUAAGCUCAUCACAUCACACCUCUGGGAUUGGAUUCUAGUCAAGAUCUGAGUAUUUCAUCAACGACUGUGGUGUCUAUCGAAGAUUGCCAAUAAAAAUCGAACUUCAAACCAAAAAGCAGACGAAGUUGACAGUAUUAUGCCAACGAAACGAGAGAAACAUCAAGUCACACGAAUGAUAUCAUGAUUUUAACAAUUUUUAAAAAGAAAACGUUCUUGCCAAUAUACGAAAUAUCCUAGUCUACUUAGAAAUCCUGAAAAAGCAUGAGAAUCAACAACCUUCCGAAUUUACGUAGAAAUCACCAAGAAGGGGAAUUAAAUAUUUUUAUAUACUCGUGCGAUGAGAUUUUUGGCAUUUUUUAUAUCUCCAUCGAGGAGAUUAGCUUAAAUUUCAACCUAAAAUUCAUGUAAAUAAGGCUAAUGAUGAAUCAGUACGUCCUUCCAAUCAUUAUAUAUCCAUUUUUGCAUUGCAAUC
Messenger RNA from Fopius arisanus, 1431 nucleotides. Its product is annotated as trimeric intracellular cation channel type B. Gene Ontology annotation, cellular component: membrane. NCBI's taxonomy places the organism in Eukaryota, Metazoa, Arthropoda, Insecta, Hymenoptera, Braconidae. Gene Ontology annotation, biological process: potassium ion transmembrane transport. Gene Ontology annotation, molecular function: identical protein binding; potassium channel activity. The record is from RefSeq and is a predicted model, not a curated record.